UAGUAGUGACAGGCAUUAACUAUCAUGCGUUCAAUAGACAAUAGGUUUAUUAAGCUGUAAAGAUCUGAUAUCAUAUAUCUGUAAGUUAUACAUGUUAUACCUUUGACAUUUGCGGCUAAUGCGUACGGACUGUUUAAAGGCUGACAGACUGAAGAGAUGGCAUCGGGAAACUCACUAGGAGGCAUUUUACAGAAGCGGGAUCCAGGUGUCGAUCGUGGGUCAAAUUUUGGUCUGAACGACGACAUCAGCUAUAAAGAUGUACAUUGUACCUCGUGUCAACGAAGAGGAAGAAAAGCAAAGGGCACCUACUAUUGUCAAGAUUGCAAAGUUGGUUUAUGUGAAACAUGUGCAACUGAACAUACGAAAGAAGUAAAGUUAAACAGGCACAGCGUCUCGGUCAUAAGUAAAACAUUUCGGGUGUCUCCGAACCAAGGGCCAUACCCAGAACUGACGGAAAUAGGAACGAUCAAAUUUGACGUUGAAUGUACUUUAAAAGGGUCCACAUUCCUUCCAAAUGGAGAACUUGUUGUCACGGACUUCACUAACUCAAAGAUUCGUGUCUUUAGUGCUGAUUAUACACGUAAACCUAUCGCAAGUUUGCUAAUUCCAAAGCAAAACAAGUGGGAUGAGCAGCGACCUAAACCUUUAGAUAUCACAGAAACUGGGUCCCAUUCUGUCGCCUUCACCGCAAACAACGGAUGCAUCUACAUCGUAGUCGUCGGUGCGACCAUGGUAAUGAAGGUAGAAAGGGUGAUUUCUGUGAUUAGUUUUGAAUCAAAUUUUGGUGAAUGUCUCGGCCUUGCGUACAACAACCAAGAUGAAAAUCUUUACGUAGGAUGUAGCUCAGAUAGAGAAGGUGUCUAUAUCAAAAUAUAUGGACUUGACGGUGAAACUAAAAGAGUAGUACGAGAUGGUAUAACUGAGGUGCCUAAUUACCUAACGUUUGGUAUCGAUAAAAAUAAAAUGUAUGCUGCUGACGCAGACAGCGUUACCGUCUAUGAUGUCAGAGAUUUUAACGUUGUAGAAGAAUUCACGGAGCUUCAAGCGCAGACAAAAGACAUAAUAGUUGAUAAAUAUGGGUAUCUGUACACACUUGCCCUUGAGCGAAGGACGUUCAAAACACCCGGUAGUAUCUACCGACUAAAUUCGAACAAAGGUGUCACCAAGGUAACGGAACUAAAUGACAAACCCUCUUCUGUAUCUUACUGUGUGAAAACAGAUGACAUUGCCGUAACGUUUGAAAAGUCAAGAUAUAUCUUUUUAUAUAAACUGAAAAUGCGGACAUAUCAAAAACCUUUCGGUGGCGGUUUGAUGCGAUACAAAGAUAAAUAAAUGAAAUAUAGGAUAUUCAAAUUUGUGUAGCGUCUGUGUUUUAUUAUCAUUUUUGCCGCGAAUCCUAUUAUGACUCUGUGUAAAAUUGUAACUUUUGUACUUGCAUUGCGUUUGAAAUAUACAAUCACUAAACUGAAUUAUUUGUUAUGAAUGACUUUUGAUGUUGCAUAUCUUGUGUUCAAUUAAGUGUAUAAAUGUUGUUUUUUUUCCAAUGAUAUCAUUUAUACUUGUACAUUCUUUUCAUUUAGCCUUUAUAUAUUUUCUUCUAACUUUGAUAUUCUAUUUUAUAUUUUUGCAUGGUGUCAGUUAAAACAAUAA
Molecule: messenger RNA, 1650 nt
Organism: Mercenaria mercenaria
Lineage: Eukaryota; Metazoa; Mollusca; Bivalvia; Venerida; Veneridae
Exons: 2
Coding region: 157-1332 (391 amino acids)
Molecular function (GO): protein binding; zinc ion binding
Source: RefSeq, a predicted model, not a curated record